This is a messenger RNA of Ruditapes philippinarum (Manila clam), 1455 nucleotides long. RefSeq lists its product as uncharacterized. The record is from RefSeq and is a predicted model, not a curated record. The transcript is spliced from 3 exons. Bases 108 to 641 code for a protein of 177 amino acids. NCBI's taxonomy places the organism in Eukaryota, Metazoa, Mollusca, Bivalvia, Venerida, Veneridae.
GUCCAGACGGCACUCCAUACUUUUUUUCUGAUUGCGAUAACGGCUAAUCAAAUGUCAUAUUUGGAAUGUUCUGAUAGCAACCGGAUAGUAGGAGUUAGUUGUCAGAAAUGGAUUUGCUGCGAACAGUUCUGCUGUGUUUUGGAUUUAUUACAUUUGCAGCCGCACAAAAUGAUGCCAAUGAAACCGAGGGGCUCCGAUGUUACGCAUGCGCAUCAACAGGUGGGAACAACAAAUGCGAAGAUUUUAAUACGUAUAAAAUAGCAAUGGACGGUAAAGGCAACGAAAAAGUGAAGAAAACGUGCACACCUCCAUACAAUAAAACAUGCAUAAUGGAAACUUACGAAAUACUUGGGAACACCGUGUCACAUAUCAGAGGUUGCAGUGACAAUGAACACUUUUCUUUCUCUUCAAGUCUUCAAUCAAACAGAAGCGCAUACAAGCGUUUGGAGGAUCUCCAACCGAACAACGAGACCGCGUGCGUCUGGGACGGUCAACAUCUCGUCUGCUUAACCAAAUGUAAUACAAACUUUUGUAACGGCCCUCAUCUUAAGGAAGUUAUAAAUGGGGCCACUGUGAUCAAACUGUCUUCAAUUUUAAUGUUUGUUAUAGUUCUAGCAAAUAAAAUGAUAGAACGGCAGUGAUAGAAGAAGAAAAAAAGAACCAUGAUCAAAACGCUAUACAACAAGUUAAUUUAAUUCUAUUUAUUCUUAAAAUAAACCAUGUUAGACAUUAUUUAUGCAUAUAAAGAAAUGUGAUAAAUCUAUAAUUCUAAAAAAGUUAGGGAUCAUUCGGAAAAGCAAAGAAAACAAUAUAAGCAAUGACAACAAAUUAAAAAAAAAGAUAUAACCGAUGUGCAAGGUACAUUUAUAUUGAAACAGAAUUGCUAAAGUGUUAAGAAUUCAUUUACAAAAUACAUGCAAGAUGUCACUAAACGGUGCAUAAAAUCAUUUACGUUUGCUGUUAAUAAUACACCGCUCUUAACAUGUUUUGCGAUUAAUCAUAAUAAAUUUUUAAAGAUAGUGUGUCGGAAUAUAUAAAGAUAUUAUUUUAUAAUCACGUGUUACAUGUCCUACAUUUUCAGUUGUAUAUUUGGAUAAAGAUUAAAUCACUGUAAAAAUACAUGUAAUAUAAUUGUUUCCCCUUUGUAUAUAACAACUUAAUACAAAGAAAUGGUCGAUUAUUGGUCUGUUAUUCAAAAUUGAAAACGUUUUCUGUUAACUUAAGUCAUUACAUUGUAUUGUUUUUGUUUGUUAUUUCGCAUGCAUAAUGCAACGAAAAUAGAUUUUCAAUACAAUCUUCACCCGCUAUGAAAUUCUUUCAAAAUGAAUCAUUUGUUUUAAACUAAUCUUUACAGUUCUAUAUAUACAUGUAUCACUAUUUUUGUACCUGAUUCUUGUGACAUUUUUGUAUUUAAUGUAUUUAAUAGUAUGUUUGUUAUUAAAUGAAAUACUUUUA